Messenger RNA from Trematosphaeria pertusa, 1600 nucleotides. RefSeq lists its product as uncharacterized. The record is from RefSeq and is a predicted model, not a curated record. The transcript is spliced from 2 exons. The coding region runs from base 210 to 1406 and encodes 398 amino acids. NCBI's taxonomy places the organism in Eukaryota, Fungi, Ascomycota, Dothideomycetes, Pleosporales, Trematosphaeriaceae.
GGCUACGUUUUGCGACUUUGCCUCUUUCCCCGUCCUGACCAUCGCAGGACUGUUGUGUCUGCCCGGAGCACUACAGUCGGCCAGUCACCUCCUUAUCUCUCCUACCGGUGCACCCGUUGUGUAAGCCCCCAUCAGCCUGCCCUACCCGUAAAGGAAUUGCGAAAGGAGAAACUCGCGGUGCAAGUGCGAGUGCGGCACUGUCCAGAGCCAUGGCUGGAUUCCAUGAUAUCAGCUUCGACCUUCUCUACGUCAUCUUUUCCGAGAUCCAAUCCGAGAAGGGCCAGCUCUUCAACCUGACACUCACAUGCCGCUCAUUCCGUGAGGUGGCUCAGCGAUUACUGGACCGAAAUGCUACGAUAUCCAAACCUGAAGGCCUCGAUCUCUUCCUCCGUACUUUGGCGGUCCGGCCUGAGCUCGGGCACCGCGUGCAUCGACUGGACCUCGACCUGCUUCUCAGAGAUAUCCAACCGCACAAAAAGCAAAGCAGAAUUCCUGAGAUUAUUGGCUUGCUACCCAACCUACGCCAGUUCAGUUAUCAGUCACGUGACUACAAGCUCUGGCAGUGGGGUAUCCCAUUUCCAUUCAAAUCCCUCAGGCUCAAUACGUAUGAAGAGCUCCGCAAAGUCGAAUGGCACCACAAUGUGACUCCCGAUGAACUACUGCUGUGCAUGCGUCUACCACGAAUAGAAAGCAUAUACUUUCGUGGACUGCGCGCCGAUUCCUUAGCGUCGAAACGUUUCUCGGUUCCAGGAUGGACGUUUGGCAACUCCUCAGUCGUGGAGCUUCGGAUGGGGCCUAACUCAGACCUUCCGAUGGAGACUUUUCGGACGCUUAUGCAAGUGCCACGAUCCUUGCGCAAACUAGCCCUCAAUAUACAGGACCAAUACGUCCAGCAUGGACUACACGUGGAAGCGCAUCGCAUUGCUUGGAUGUUGGAGCCGAUUCAGGAAACCCUUGAAGAGCUCGACAUCCCCGCGCUGCAAGGGCACAUGAAACCUUCAGAACAGCCAGCAGACCUGUCGGCAUUCUGCUCCCUGAGGAAGCUUUCCAUCCCUCUUCGUUACCUCUUCACGCAUGGCCCUCAGACGCCAUACUCCCUAUCUGAACUUUUACCGUCUUCUUUGAAGGAGCUAAGGAUAUCUUUUGUCUCAAACAACUGGAGCACGCCUGAGACUAUACAAAACUUUCAAGCCUUGAACAACUGGCUUAGAGAUGCUCCUGAAUCGGACGGAGCACAAUCGCGACUGCCGAAUCUGGCUUGUGUUACGCUCGAAGCGUCAACAUUCACUUAUCCUUAUGGCGAUCUGAACAAGAAUCUUGUCCAUGAGAUGGUGAAUAACUGGGGAUUAUCUGAGGAGGGCGGCGCCAGAAGACUCGAGUUGCGACAUACAGGAGGAGGGCCUUGACAUGGUCCGAGGAUUCCAGACCGUACCGUCCAGAAGCGACGCAUACACACAACCUCACCACUCAUGGAUGACACAAAAACCCCUGCCUCACAAACAAACAAGUCCCCGCCAUGUUGCAAUGCCCAUAAAACGGCCUCGUCAUCCCACUCCCAUACAAAACCCCCGCGUACCAAAACUGAAACCUCAUCACAUUC